AUGAUGAGCAUACCAGUUUGCAAAAUGAACUUAUUUUUCUAUCUAAUCUUCUUCAUCAGCAUAAACAGAACGAAAAAACAUCUCAUGUCGAGCAUAAAAAUAAGCUAAAACUUGAUCAACGUAGUCAUCAUAAUUUGCACUCAUCAGGCAAGAAAAAUUUGGUUUGGCGAAAAGACAGGUCAACGACCUCUUAUGAUUUAAAUAAUGCAAAUAUUGAAAUGCAUCUAUCGGUUGACCAUAGGAAUAUAUUACCUACCAAAACAAAGUAUUCUGGAAAAUAUGCCAAGGUUAAUUCAGUAACUUCACAGUCGUCAUCACCAUCAUCAUCUUUGAGCCAAUCAAAAACAGGCAACUCAACUAGUAGCUUCAGGAAUGAGAAACAUCAAAGAAGACCGACCUUUAAAAAGGAGACAAAAUGGAUCAGGCCUAGUAGGCAUAUCUCAACUUCUGUCCCUGCUGCUGCUGAUCAUGCUAGCAAUAAUCUUGCCAAGAAAUCAACAAGUGUACUACAUGACAAAGUUUUUUCAAAACAGUACAGAUCAUUAGAAAAUCAAUCAAAUAGUGGUAUAGUUACUCAUAAAAUAAUAUAUAAUCUAAACCAUGAAGAUAAAUUAACAAAUAAAAUGAGUGAUUCAUUACCUCUGUCAAAAAUCUUAAAUCAGACUGACAAUAAAGCAAGAGUUUUAGCAGAGACUGUUCUUGUGAACACCCCUAAAACCAAAGAUUCUUUGCCAAAAGAUCUGUCUGUAAAACUGAGCCCAAAUUCCAGAUAUGUCUGGCGAAAACAUACAUGCAAGGGUUUGCCUCAUCAAAUGAAAUCCCACGGAAGAGGAGGGUUAAAGCAAAAGGGGACUUCUACAGACAGGAAGCAAUCCAAUAUCAACCACUCUGUGUCAAUAACACCAGGAACAUCUAAGACCAAAUUAAGCGGUGCAGAAUGUGUGUCUAAGUCGCCAGAGAAGUCUUUCAGCAGCAGUCCUCUGAAACGAGAAAUGGUAGUGAGAUCUAAGUAUAAAUUACGUUUAGAUUUGCCAACAGUUGUUGGAUCAGGAAAAAAAAGAAAAAACAAAAGAACAGUUUAUUUCAGUCCAACUGUUUUCAGAUCACCAAGUGCCAGAAAGGGGAAAUUGCUGACACCACAGAGUAUGAAGAAAACACCAAAGCCUGGCACAUCAAGGCAUAGAUGGGUGUGUCCAACCAAAGGGAGCAACCAUGCGUCACAUGGUAUCGCCAAGUUUUCAAAAUCACCAGAAAGUAAAAAUCUACCAGCACCUUACAGGAAAUCUAAGUUUACAUGGAGAAAAGAUCAACUCAAAACAAAACAAGUAAGCGUAUGCGGCUACAAGCUUGUCAAUAUUGCCAAGACGCCGCAACAGAAGCAGACGACAUUCAUGGAGAGGCGAACAAAAUUUGUGAACAGUCACACACCAGUCAUCCCCCGUUCACGAUUUAAGCUUCAUAGAAAACAGUCACCCACCAUCUCACCAGGUGUGAAGACAUUUGAAACGAUCAAAACUCCAUCAGGGAGACUGGUAAAUAAUAAACAAAAUGCGUUGUUUACUGUCAGGAAGACAAGGAGGAAGAUUAUCAGGAAACAGGUGCCAAAUACCCAAUCAACAGGUACUUCUCGCUUGGUUGGUGAUCAGGUUACACCGGUAACAAUAAAUACUAAGAACCAGGAGUUCAAAAUUCAUUCUUCUGGCAAAAAACUCAAGAGAUUGCGGCAGUUGGCAAAUUCAAGCAUCUCAUCGAUUGUCUCUGUUGGUAACACUCCAAGAACCUCAAUUGUGAUCAGAAGGCAUUCAAUAAGCAGCAGGAAGCUAGUGGCACAGCAGGUGCUUCAUCGUAGCAUUGUGACAAGUAACCAAGCGAAAUACAAGAAACACAACACACCCACAAGCGCAAAACGUUACUGUACUUACUACAAUCGUUUUGGCAAGUGUAGUCGUGGAGAUAAAUGCCCAUAUCUGCAUGACUCAGAAAAAGUGGCUGUCUGCACAAGGUUUCUCCGUGGUAAUUGCAAGCAGACAGAUGGAACAUGCCCAUUCUCUCACAAAAUCUCCAAAGAUAAGAUGCCUGUUUGUUCAUAUUUCCUUCGUGGAAUAUGCAAUAGGGAUAACUGUCCAUAUUUACAUGUUAAUGUCAGUCGUAAUGCUGCCAUAUGUCAGGACUUCCUGCGAGGGUACUGCCCCGCAGGGGAUAAGUGCAAGAAGAAACAUUCUCUAGAGUGUCCCGAUUAUCAGCGAGAUGGAAACUGCCCUAGAGGACGUCAGUGCCGACUUCUGCAUCGUCAACUGAAAGCAACCAAAAGGAAAAAGGAAAGAGAAGAAGUCAACUCAAUUAAGAAACAAGCAAUUACAGAAAAUAAAGAAGCGGAAGAACUCGUUGGUAAACUGCCAUCUUUUAUAUCUUUGAAUGAUGAGGACUCUGAUUGGUCUAAUACACCCAAUACCAGCAUACAAGACCAGAAGGGCUCAGUCACUCCUGAACUUCUUAUACGACCAAAGUUUACAAGCCAUUGAAGGUAAGAUAAGAGUGGAAGGUACUGGCCUGAAACCAGUUCAACACCAGAUGCACCUACCUGAAUGCAUGGAUAAAGGUUAUGGCGCCCUCUGUGGUAUGGCAUAAUAUUAAUCUAAAAAUGUUUAAUUUAAGUUUAGUUACCAAUGUUUCUUGAUUUACUGAGCAUAAUACAAAUACAGUAGUUAGCAUUUUUGUGUAUUUUAUAAAUAUUUUUUUUAAAAUUAUAUAUUGUUUGAUAUAAUAAUCCAGUGCAUACAUUUUACCAAAAAAUAUUUUAUAGAUAAUUUUUUCCAUACAUAGUUAUAAAAGUUAUAAUAUGUAGUCACAUAAUAUAUGAUAAUAAUACAGUGACCUAAUUUUGUAGGCUUCAUUUUUAAUUAGUAUUACCCCAUUAUUAAAUUGUUCUAUUUUGCAUGUCUGCAGAUAAUUACUCAUAUUUUUAUACUGGCUAGAAAAACGUAUCUUUAUUGUUUGCAAUAAACGUGAACAUUUUUAUAUGAAUGGAAA
Anneissia japonica is the source of this 3030-nucleotide messenger RNA. RefSeq lists its product as uncharacterized. NCBI's taxonomy places the organism in Eukaryota, Metazoa, Echinodermata, Crinoidea, Comatulida, Comatulidae. Gene Ontology annotation, cellular component: nucleus. The record is from RefSeq and is a predicted model, not a curated record. Gene Ontology annotation, molecular function: metal ion binding.